AUGUUUUCACAUCAAAUAUCUGUUUUUCACGAUAAUAUAGUCAUUGAUUCCAAUACAAUAUAUGCUGCUAAAACAAACCGAGUCGGAAAUUUUAUCGAUGUUGGAACAGUUUAUUGCUGUCCAAAAUUUUUACAAGAUGAGCUCAGUAUUUAUGCUCUAAGAAACAGUCAAACUUCUUCAGCUGAAUCAGAAUUUUCAUAUGGUUGGAGUAAACUGGUAGGGGAACAUGAGUUAAAACUAGUGCAAUCCGAUGGCUUCAAUGUUGGUUUACUACGUCUUCAUAAUGUUUAUGGUCCUUACAGUGACUAUACCGCUACAACUGGACAAGUUAUUCCAUCAUUGAUAAGAAAAGCAUUAAAGUUUGAAAACGAGAAUUUCACAGUCUGGGGAUCAGGCAAACAAUAUCGAGAUUUUAUUUACGUUGAUGAUGUAGUCGACAGUUUGCUUUUAAUACUCGACAAAGGAAUGAACAAAGGAGUUAUACAAAUAGGUAGUGGAAAAGCGACAACGAUUAACAAAGUAGCUAGCAUUGUCAAUAUGCUUGCAGAAGCUAAGUUUCAGAGCAAAAUGGACAUUGUAUUUGAUAAUUUACAACCAGAAGAUGAUAAAGGUAAAAUUGCUGUUCUUCAUCGUGCUAGUAAUAUAUUAGGAUGGAAACCUACAGUUAGAAUAGAAGAUGGCAUUUCAGAAACCAUGUCCUGGAUGAAAGAACACCAAGAAAAGACACGAGUAUUAGUGAUUAUAAUUGGACAAGCUCGUGGUGGCGAUCUAUCUUGGAAAUCUCUUCAUAAAUUUCUUCUUCGUCCUCUACAAGCGCAUUUAGCGCUCUAUCUCGCGAACGCAGAAAAAAGAACACUUUUGCACGAUCUAGCUCAAUAUAUUUGGACAAUACCUAGUUAUCCUUAUUGGGAUGGCAUCUUUGAAAAGGCAGCAGAAACAUGUAACACAGAUGAAGUAAAAGAUAAAUGGAGAAACUACUGUCAAAUUCCAGGAAUAUUUAUGGGUGGAAUUUCGAACUGUUCACAUCCUGCAUCUUCAGGAAUGUUACUUGCCUUGAGGUGGCUUGUACAACAAAAAAUUUAUGAAUUUGAUUUACUUAAAAUCUAUGACUGGUUUAUUUUAACUAGAGCUGAUGAACUUUACUUAUGCAAUCAUCAUAACUUUUUAAACAUGAACAAAAAUCAUUUAUUACUACCACCUGGAGAGUAUUAUGGGGGAUGAAUUGGUGAUGUUAUUAUUAAAUGUUCACGAUCUGUUUCAUCAUUUGCAAUCUCGAUAGCUUUAGAUCAUAAAAAACGUUUAAAUUUUCGUAUUGGAAAUUUUUUUAGGCAAAUACAGAAGGCAAAAUAA
Rotaria sp. Silwood1 is the source of this 1350-nucleotide messenger RNA. The record is from the annotation of a GenBank genome assembly. Lineage: Eukaryota; Metazoa; Rotifera; Eurotatoria; Philodinida; Philodinidae.